AUGCUGGACCUCCACCGGAACAACCUCACGGGGCACAUCCCUCCGUCGCUGGCGGAGCUGCGCUCCAUGCAGGUCCUGUCUCUGUGCUACAACGACCUGUCCGGCGAGAUCCCGGCCGCGCUGGGCAACCUCACCGGCCUCCAGGAGCUCUACCUCCAUUACAACCGCCUCUCGGGAGCCAUCCCUCCGUCUCUCGGGCAGCCGCGCAACAUGUCGUACUUCAACGUGGAGUACAACCAGUUAAUCGGGGCGAUGCCCGCCUCCAUUUGGAACCUCUCUUCUCUCGUCGUCUUCUCCGUCAUGUACAACAUGCUAAGCGGCGCCAUGCCCCCCGGCGCGUUCGCCGCCAUGCCCCGCCUCCACCAGAUACUCAUCAACAACAACCAGCUCCAUGGCCCUUUCCCGGUGUCCAUAGCAAAUGCUUCCAACAUUUCGCUGGUUCAGCUCGACGGCAACCUUUUCACCGGCAUCGUUCCCAGCGACAUCGGCAGGCUAGGGAAUCUCAAUUUUCUGCUUAUCCAGAACAAUCUGUUUGAAGCUAAUGAGCCAAGAGAUUGGGAGUUCAUAACCCAUCUGGCAAAUUGCUCCCAGUUACAAGAGCUAGGAUUGGCUGGUAAUAAGUUUGGAGGUGUUCUUCCUGCUGGCUCACUCUCCAACCUAUCCACUUCACUCUAUGACCUCGAACUUGGGGCCAACAAGAUCACAGGAAGCAUUCCAGAGGAUAUUAGUAACCUCGUAAACUUACGCAAUCUCGACAUGUCCCACAACUUCUUCACCGGAAGUCUCCCCUCUUCCUUGGGAAGGCUUCAAAAUUUGGCCCGUCUCUAUGUCAUUGGAAACAAUUUGACCGGGCCGGUCCCGUCGACCAUAGGAAAUCUUACCGGACUAUCUGAUCUGCGGCUCGACAUGAACGCGUUCAGUGGUAGAAUACCAAGCACACUCGGAAACCUGGCAAAGCUGUAUUCACUAGGUCUUUCAGCAAAUAGCUUCACUGGUCCAAUACCCAGCACAUUAUUCAGCAUCCAAACACUCUCCAUAGUACUUGAUGUGUCACACAAUGAUCUAGAGGGACCGAUACCACAAGAAAUCGGGAAUCUGAAAAAUCUCGCGGAACUGCAUUUAGAAUCAAACAGAUUAUCUGGUGAAAUUCCAGCCACCAUUGGUGAAUGUCGACUUCUACAGAUUCUGUACCUGCAAAGCAAUUCCUUGAGCGGUAGCAUCCCAUCAACCCUGAAUCAACUGAUGGGUCUUGAAACCCUUGACAUGUCAAGCAACAACUUGUCAGGCCAGAUACCCAAGUUCCUUGGCAAUAUCAGCAUGCUCCAGUAUCUGAACCUGUCCCUUAACCGGUUUGUCGGAGACGUGCCGACUUUUGGUGUCUUCGCAAGUGCUACCGCAAUCUCAAUCCAAGGCAGCGUUGAACUUUGUGGUGGUAUACCUACUCUGCAUCUGCCUCCUUGUUCUUCUCAACUACCAAAGAGGAAGCAUAAACAUUUUGUGGUUCCUAUUGUUCUCUCUCUCAUUGCAACGCUUGUCGUGCUUGCAACGCUCUACAAGCUUGGCGUUUGGCACAAGAAAAACAGAACAAAACCCCCUUCAUCCACAUCCAUGCAGAGCCACCCAAUGAUAUCUUAUUCGCAGCUGGUAAAAGCAACGGAUGGUUUUUCGACAACCAACUUGUUGGGUUCUGGAUCAUUUGGGGUCGUGUACAAGGGAGGGUUAGAUGGCCAAGAGGGUGAAAGAGAAAAUAUUGUUGCUGUGAAGGUAUUGAAGCUUCAAACUCCCAGGGCACUCAGGAGUUUCGCCGCCGAAUGCGAAGCGCUAAGAAACAUGCGGCACCGGAAUCUUGUCAAGAUAGUUACGGUCUGCUCGAGCAUCGAUACUAGAGGGUGCGAUUUCAAAGCGAUUGUGUAUGAGUUCAUGCCCAAUGGCACCCUAGAUGGGUGGCUACAUCUUGAGACAAGUGAGCAAACAGAGCGGGAGCAGCUGGAUCUGUGCCUUAGAGUGACCAUACUGCUUGAUGUGGCUUGUGCGCUGGACUAUCUUCACUGCCAUGGCCCCGCACCUGUUGUACACUGUGAUGUUAAGUCAAGUAAUGUGCUCCUGGAUGCUGAUAUGGUGGCCCAUGUGGGAGACUUUGGGCUUGCAAGGAUUCUUGUUGAGGGAAACUCAUCUCUCCAGCAGUCAACGAGCUCGAUGGGACUUGCUGGAACAAUUGGUUAUGCAGCCCCAGAAUAUGGGGCUGGAAACAUGGUGUCAACAAACGGAGACAUUUACAGUUACGGGAUUCUUGUUCUAGAAACUGUAACUGGGAAGAGGCCCACAGACACUAUAUUCAGACAAGGGCUGAGGCUCCGUGAAUACGUUGAGAAAGCUCUGGGUCAUAGCAUGAUGGAUGUUAUCGACAAGCGGCUCGAAGAUGAGCUCCGGACCGCGGAUGAUUUUUCAAGGAAGAAAAAGAUGGACUGUCUGACAUCGCUGCUCAGGCUGGGAAUGUGGUGCUGUGAUGAAACACCGUCCAGCAGAAUGCUAACUGGAGACAUCGUCAGGCAAUUGGAGGCCAUCAAAGAAUCCUUUUCACAGACAACACACAACUUGUGA
Messenger RNA from Triticum turgidum subsp. durum (durum wheat), 2601 nucleotides. The record is from the annotation of a GenBank genome assembly. Lineage: Eukaryota; Viridiplantae; Streptophyta; Magnoliopsida; Poales; Poaceae.